AAACGCCUCGCGAUGUUUUCUGAUAAAGACUAUAGCUCUGCGAAGAAAAGGGGCUUCGAGUGUCAGAAUCUCAAAAUGGCGGAGGAAAUAUUGGUUAAGUUUUGAAGGAUGUCUUCAAGGUCAGAUGAAAUAGGUCUAGGCCGUUGAUUGGACAUGACCAAAGUUCCUUGGGAACAAGACUUAUAUAAGCUGCAUUUCUUAUCUGUUUCAAGGUCACUUGAAAAAGAACAAGGAAGAAAAUUUUGAAUAUAUCACAAUCUUUAUACAAUAUUUGAACUCUUUAUCUGUCUGGUUAUGACAUUUUCAGUAAUUAAUCUGGGUUCUUAAAUGUUUUUAAGGGCAAAUGAGAAAGAUGAAUGUAAUUAAUGGGAGAAAUUGUGAAAUCGUAAUGUACAUGUGCAAUAAAAAAAAUCUAUAUUUCUUGUCUGAUUUUGAUAGAAAUUUUUGGAAUAGUACCUUGCUGAAAGGUAUUGGUUUUAAUUGGAUUUCAAGGUCAAAUGUAAAUAAACCAAAGUCACUUGGCGAAGAAUUCCGGAAUUCCUUAUUUACAAGAUUCUUGAGUGUAUCUGGUACCAAAUUCCAAAUACAAAUAGAAAUUGUUAUGACCUGGCUCAAAAAUUAAGGUGCGUGUUGAUUUUGAUCUAAGGUUAAGGUCAUUUGUCUGAGAACAGUGUUUGGAAAUGCCGUGAGGAUGUAUCCCACGUUUUGGAAACUUUGGAGAAUAUUAAACUUAAUAUAGUCAGUCUUUAUAUAGAUCAAUGUAAUAUUAAACUAGUCAGUCUUUAUAUAGAUAAAUGUAAUAUUAAACUAGUCAGUCUUUAUAUAGAUAAAUGUAAUAUUAAACUAGUCAGUCUUUAUAUAGAUCAAUGUAAUAUUAAACUAAUCAGUCUUUAUAUAGAUCAAUGUAAUAUUAAACUAGUCAGUCUUUAUAUAGAUCAAUGUAAUAUUAAACUAGUCAGUCUUUAUAUAGAUAAAUGUAAUAUUAAACUAAUCUGUCUUUAUAUAGAUAAAUGUAAUAUUAAACUAGUCAGUCUUUAUAUAGAUAAAUGCAUGUAAUAUUAAACUAGUCAGUCUUUAUAUAGAUAAAUGUAAUAUUAAACUAGUCAGUCUUUAUAUAGAUAAAUGCAUGUAAAUACAAUUUGAAACUGGAUCAGUGCAGUAAAGGUGGAUGGAAGAUUUGAUUACUGUGAUUUCAACUUAAUUGACUAAGAAAGCUCAGAAUAUUGUAAUAUAUAAAUAUAUAGGAAAGGAGAAUUUUUUUUUUAGCUGGGUCGGGAAUUGAACCCAGGACCCCUGAAUUACUAGUCAGAUGCUCUAACCGCUGAGCUAUCCAGGCUGAUAUCCUCAGUCCAUAUAGUCCUAACUACAUUUUUCUCCCUCUUUAAAUUGUCGUCCCCGAAGACACAUUUAACCCAGAUUCUUUUUGCCCCUGGCAGGACUUUCACCUGAAGUACAGGGAUGGUCAAUGGCACCAAAUGUAAUAUGGGAAAAGAGAAAAUUUUAUAGCAGGGCUGGGAACUGAACCAGGGACCCCUGCAUUACUAGUCAGGUGCUCUAACCGAGCUACCCAGGUUGAUAUCCUGGUGACUCAGGUCCAUAUAGUCCUAACUACUACAUUUUAAUAUGUUUAUAGGUUGAGUAUUAUAGUACACCUGUCGAAAUCUAGCAUUCAUUUUCAUGGGUUAAGAGGACAUUUCUUCAAGAGCAGCGUUUUCGUGAUUAUUCCGUCUCUUGCUCUGUACCUCCCGUAUAAUUCAUAAAACAAAAAGCAGUGCAGCAUCAUAAUCAUGAAAAAUAGGAUACAUAACAUCAUAGUAAUUGUCAUCCAUUAAGAAAAGCCUCCAUCACAAGGGCUAGACCCUGCAUAUAGACUCUCCUAUAGGACUUUAGCGUACACCGUAUAGUAUUAUAAGAAAAGCCUCCAUCACAAGGGCUUGACCCUGCAUCCUAUAGGACUCUGGCUUACAGCGUAUAGUACUAUAAUGGGGCUCGUAAAUAUGUGUCCAAGGCACUACUAUGCUUUACAUUACAUGUAAGGAGGUAAAAAAGAAAGAUAAUCUUAAAUUGUGAAUUUAUCUUCCGUACAUGAAUAUUAAGUUUAUUUAUUGAACUUGCUCUAGGUUACCCUAUCCUCGUCCUGGCGUGUCACAUGGGUCUUGUUGAUCCGAUUAGUAUUGAAUUUGUAUCUACACAGUCAGUACAAAUGUGGAAUUUGGUGCAGUUAAGUCCAGCACUCAGCUGGUAUUUAUAUACAUUUUACAAUGUUGACUUUCUGAAUUGUCAUUUUUGUUAACCUUGUGGUCUCCAUUAAAACCACUGGUUACCAAAGUAUUGCCUUCUGUUGACGAGCAGUCGGAACACAUGAAUUACUCUAAGUAAAUAUGUAUGCUUUGCCCCCUGAAACACAGAUGUUAAAUGGUGUUUAUAAGGAUCUUGGAUUGUCCCUAUAUUUAUUGUCAAUAGUACAUGAAUUUUCAUUCUGGGAGUUUCCUUUUAAUCAGUUUUCUUCAUGAAGUCUCUAUUGGGUCAGAUGUUCUGUUUAAACAAGCUGAAUAUCUAGACAUCAAUACUUUUCUUAGUUCUAAACUGUUCAAGACUAGGAGGAUAAUCAUUUAGAAUGGAUUCACCAACAAGGACUGUUGUUAAAAUUUCAGGAAACAUGAAGUUAAUAGGAUAAAUUUAAAUCUUAUUUUGAUUUAAAAGUACAUGGAUAAACUAACACUUGUGUGUUUUUGUGUAUUUUAAUAAUUUAACUAACACCUGUGCGUUUUUUGUGUAUUUUGAUAAUUUAUCUUGUUCAAAGGAAAGCUUUAAAAUCAAAAUGUGUUUUUAUCUGUUUGUAAAGUCAGAUGAUUUUAUUUGGGAUAGUAUACUGAAUUUCUAAUAUUCAUUUCAAUGUCUGAAGUUCAUUUAGCAUCAUAGGUCUGGUAAGGCUAAUUACACUGUUACGUAUGUAAGACGCAUAGUAAACCCUGUUUGACGGGGAAUGAAAUCCGUGACAUGCAGCUUUAACCAAGCCUUUCUCAAUAUUUUGUCCAUGUGGUUAAUUCUUGAUAAAUCAAAAGGCAACAAACUUGUUUUAUCUUUUUAAAUCGAAUCCCUCACUGACGGGUGUAGGUAAUGCGGACACAAUCUCGGUGAAGUUAGAAGAUCUCUUAGACCACAGUAGACAGAGUUGCCCUGCUGAAAGCCUUUGAGAGAAAAAGUGUAUUAUGUGGAUGGAGAUAAUUUUCAAGACAGGUUACUGCUGUGCUUAAGGCUGUGGAAAAUAUGGAAUUAUUUGUGGUUAUAACACGAAGAAUCUACUAAUGAUGAAUCUGUAACUUCACCUAAUCCCAAUUUUCUAUCUAUCUGUCUUUCUCAUUGGAGUGUGGAGGCCAGCACUUGCCCAUUUCAUUGAAGUGUUUUGGCAUUGUUAUCACAAUUAAGGAAUGCAAUCUGGAAAGGAUUUGUGAUAGUAAGCAUGUAAUAAAAAUGAUGAAGUGAGAAUUGAUCACUCAUGGAUUGAUUAAAACGGGUAAGUAUGGAGCGAGAUGAUUCAGAGGAAGCUGAACAAACCAAGCCAGUGCCAUCUAGUGAUGGCACGGAGGACGUUGUCACCAGUCCCAUACAACUGAACGUGGAACUUACUGACGAGGACAAGCACAGGAAUGAGUUAAAUACAACACUGUCUCCAAAGAUUUCUAGACCAAAACUGCCUGAUUUUAAAGAAAAUGGACAGAUUAGAUCGGGUCUGCAUGGAAGAGCUAAAACUGACCCAGGUCAGGGUAGCCACAUCAAGGCCAUUAUUGACCGCACCGUGGAGGACAUCAAGGAACUGAAUCAAGUAGAUUUCACAAAAACAUUUGGCCGCCCGAAAAAAUUUCCGAAACCGUUUGCCCCUAAAUCUCAAUCUACACACACUUCACCGAGAGCCUCCCCAACACCUAACGAGGAAACAGGUCCCUCACCCCUAAACAGAAACCGAAGUCGCAGUCUCAAAGUCCUGACAGACAUUUUGAAGAGUGGUAGAGGUGGAAGUGCUGAGUAUAGAUUAGGAAACAUUCCCCGUAAAAGUGCUGAUGACAGUACAUCUAAGUCAAUCAGUGAUAGUCAGCUGUUACCGCGUAAAACAUCGUCAGUGAAAGAAGAGGACAGUGAGCGAAGAUGUAUAUCAGACGGACAAUUACAAGCUAACAGGGAUGAGAGUAAAAGUGAAAAUUCUAACAGUUUGGGGACUCCCGACAGCGGUGCAACAGACAGUGGCCACGAGAAGGCGAGCUUGGGAACGCCAGAACUCCCUUCACCUGUGGAGGACUCAAAAGCACUUAACAAACGUCGGGGUGAUAUGGCCAAGUUCAGAAGGGCCAAAAGUGAAGCUCGAAAAAUAACCGUGUCAGACGAUGAAGGUGUUGGAAUAUCUGACCAGGAUUUGUCUCAAAGUAGUACCACGUACAAGCCUCACUCAAUAGAUACAAAUUCAAAAUUUUUCACACUGUGGAAAAUCGGGGCACCAAAACGGAGAACUGGUUUAGCAGACAUAGUUAAAAGAGUGCAAUCUACAUAUAGUAAAAGUGCUGAUGAUUCUCAUGGAGAAAAUGCUCUGCCUGGGAUAUGGAAAUUACCCAGAGUAGAGCUUAAACCCAUCCAAGGUGUUCGGAAAUCAUCUAGUCUCCGACAUGUGACACAUCCACCUCAAUCAAAAACCACAUUCCGAGAACCACGAGGAGCCAUGGACUCCAAUGGAUUCGGAAUGUUGGCAAAGACUCCGGAAAAUGAGGAACUGCCGCCUUUUCCAGGGGACUUGGAGUCUAAAACAAGUGAUCUCUCUCUCACAUUUCAGAGUGAAAGUGGAGACGAAGCAUUUCAUGAAUUUGAAGAGGAAGACAUCUCAGAAACUCCAAGCAAUGUGGAAGGUGAUAAACUGACUGAGAAACGGAAGUCGCUGAAGCCCAAAUCUAGAAGUGAUCCCAGUGGUGAUAAGUGUAAGGAUAAUGUGUCUUCUGUCUCUCACAUCACCUCCUCGCAUAGCUCACCUCAUCUAUCCAAAAGUAGUGAAAUGGACCUCCAAGACGCGGAAGAGGCUGGCGAUGAGAAAGAUGAUAAGGAUUUGUCUCUUACUCUCCCCCCUAGUGCACUUACCCCCUCCAGCUCAUUUGAUGAUGGUCCUCUUCAUUUUGAAGUCCCUGAGGACAGUUUUUCUAGUCAGCGCUCAGAAGGGGCAUUAACUCCAGAGCUCGAUAAUUCACAGGACUCGGGAAGGUUUACCUCUGUGUUUGUGAAAGAAAUUGCCCCUCCACCGAAGGAAGACAAUGAAUAUCCAACUGAAAAAAAUUCUUUGAGUGUGUCGUCUAAAAAGAAUAUAGGUCGAAGUGUUAGUUCUGCUAGUGUUCUACAGAGAGAGAGAAAGUUUCCCAGUGUCACGAAGGACGAGGCAAGGAAACACAGCCUAACACAAGAUGACCCUCUCAAGGAGCCCAAACAGGAGUUACUUCCCUUGGCAGACUCCCAAUCACAAUCCACUAGCAUGCCAGCAUUAGCCAAACAACCUUUCAAGGACAAGCGUUACCAUAUAGUGGAGGAACUGUGUAAGAAUGAACAGGAGUACGUAGAUGCUCUCACUGUGCUUAAAGAUAGGUACAUGCUUCCGCUGAAGACGUCUUGUAGUAGCGUGGAUGAGAACCUUGUGGACAAUAUCUUCUACAUGAUUCCAGAAAUCCUCAUGCAUCAUACUGUGUACAGAAACACUCUGGAUCGUGUCUGGACCAACUGGGACUCCGAGACCAGCACCAUGGGCAAUGUUAUAUCUGCCACAUUUUCCAAGCAGACAGUAAUAGACUGCUAUGUAUCAUUUGUGGAGAAUUAUAAGACGUCAGGAAAAGUAAUUGAAAACGCCUUGACAACAAAAUCCUCUGUUCAAAAAUUCAUUGAGCAAUGUCACAAAGAAAGUGGGAACAAACUGUCAAUGAAGGACCUAAUCGUGAGACCCAUACAACGAAUUCCUAGAUAUGAAUUACUUUUACAAAGGUUGAUAGAGCACACCCCUCCAGUUCACCCUGAUUUUCCACUGCUAAAGGAGGCAGAGAAAGUGAUGCAUGACUUUGCCAUCAAACUGGGUACAGUCAACGAAAGCCAACAUGAAGAGGAUCAACAGGCCACACUAAAGAGGCUGGAACUCUUACUGAUAACUGAUCUGGCUGUGCCAGACAGGCAAUACUUAAGACACGAUAUGGUUCAAAUAAUGAGUAAAAAGGACCAAUGGUGUGUGUGGACUUUCUCAGAUCUCAUUAUUAUAAGUAGUCUGAAGAGGAGAAGUGGGCCGGUCACACGCAAGUCCAUUAUCUUAAAAUCUCCUUCUGGCCAGGACUUUGCUGAGAAUAUCAAACACAAAGUAUGGCUAAAGGUUGGCCUAGAUGCUGUAGAAAUUGUAAAAAGCCCCACUAACCUAGCACGACGGAACACCGUGGACCCGGAACAGCUGGAGGAGGACAUUGGCAUACUUAAUGAAAUCACUGACCUCACCGUUCGUCUAAAUUGCCCACAUUCUAGUCUUGAAGAGACGAUCAAAGAUAUGUUAUCAACACUAAAUAAGCAACUCUCAGAGGCGAUGUUACGUAAUCCUACGACAGAGUCUAAUAAAGUGGACGUUCUAGUCACAACACAAGAAGCUAUUUACCCAUUAGAAAUUUUGUUUUGCUCUGGAGAGAAGAGGAUAGCUUGGGAAGCUGCUGUCAGUGAGGCAAAACAGAAACUAGCCCAAAUGUUUGACAAGAGAGCUCCCGAAUUUCUUACACCAUUACCUAUCACAAAGACAAGGGCAGGAAUGCAGUUUUCCUGUGCAGCUCCGAUUGAUGGGGUGAACAACUCGGGUUACCGGGAGGUGUGGGUGUGUAAUAGUGACGGAUAUGUAGGUCACAUGUGUCUCCUCAGCCUUCAACCAGAACCAAUCGUCACCCUCAACACUCCCGUCCCCGGCUGCAAUGCCAGAAUUCUCUGUAUAUGUGCUGUCCCAGCAUACAGUGGGAACUUCCGCAGGAAAAGCAGUGGUAAAAAACACCAACAUCCUGUGGUUUCUCAGCACCCUGUGAUAGCGAGUGUGUCGGAGGACAGUCCACAGAUCAGUGUCAUUGAGGCUGAUGAUGGGACUGAGGAGGAUGAGGAUGAGAAAUCGACUGAGGAAAAGUCUGAAUCUGAAUCAGAGUCCAGUGAUGAUGACACGCCCUUCCCCUGCAUCACAGAAAACAAUGAGGACCCCAUAUCUGUGGAUGAUGAGGAAGGGAAGAUCCCGCCUCCUGCAGAUCCACCUACUCCUGAUCCUAAUCCUAAUCCAGAUCCAGUUAGCAGUAAUCCGGAUCAUAUCACAACUGGCAGCUGGAUUCAGGACUCACUCAAAAGCACCAUGUGGCUGGGCACUGAAGAUGGAUGCAUUCAUGUAUUCCAGUGUACAGAUAAUAUUAAAACUACAAAAAAUAAACUAAAAAUACACCACGAAUCACCUGUAUAUUGUAUAGUAUAUUUAGACAACAAGGUAUUUGCAUCCUUAGCUAACGGAGAUUUAAUAGUGUAUAAAAGGGACACGGAGGGAAUAUGGGAUGCGGAGAACCCCUACACGCGAAGUAUUGGGACAGUCCUGUCUCCUAUAAAUAAGAUGUUAGCAGUGGCCGGUAAACUCUGGUGUGGCUGUCAAAACGUCAUUAAGGUCAUCAACCCCCUCACACUCAGUACAGAGACAUCGUUCCAAGUGACCGCUGACUGUGACCGUUGUGUCCAGUGUCUAGUAUGUUCAGGUCAAGGCGUAUGGAUGGCCAUCCAACAGAGUGCAAAGCUUCUCCUGUACCAUGCCACGUCUUACGAAUUCCUACUGGAAGUCAGUAUAGCCCAGGCAGUGGCCCAAAAACUACAGUCUGCUGAUGACAUAAUACGUCAGCAUAAAGCGGCCUGUUUAAGGAUCACGUCACUGAUGGUGUGUAAGGACCUGUUGUGGGUGGGAACCAGUGCGGGGGUGAUACUGACGAUAACAAUGCCUCGAAUCACCUCGACCACCACCAAGGGCUCCAUCCCGGCCCCAACAGUUACUGGGUUAGUGAAUGGGCAUACAGGACACGUAAGAUUCUUAACCUGUGUAGAAAUGACUCUGACUCCGCCCACAGUGAAAACGGACGGAGAGUACGAAGAAGGCGGCAUUAGUGAAACCAUCGCGUUACAUGACAUACACAGGCGGUCUUCCAUGGCAGCUACAACCACGUUAGCCUCGCGGAUGUUGGUCAUCAGUGGUGGUGACGGGUACGAAGACUUCAGAAAUAACGCCACUAAUGAGGCUGCCGGUCGUGACGACAGCACAAACCAUUUGCUGAUAUGGCAGGUGUGACAAAAGUCAAAAAAUGUUGCUGCUGUUGAGAUAACUGUGUUCUGUGAUUAAAAUAGGAUGUUACUAUGGUAACCGCGGUGUAUUCUGUGCACAAAGUGUCCUGACUUUGUAUAGAGUAUGUGAGAUGUGUUUCAGAGUGUCUGUUAAUUUUUGGAUGUGUAUCUAGAAGAACAUGGAGAAUCCGACAGACGAAGGAGUAAAUGAAAUACAAAAUAUUAUAUCAUUUUCAAUUUGUGAUUAAAUGUCUUUUUUAAGUAAGUAAGAUUGUAUUUUUAGAUAAGUGUCUAUGGAAUUUAUCGAAAUUUUUAACAUAUACCUCUAACGACUGAGUCAUUUGUUGGUGCUAUAUAUAGAGAUUUGCGGUCUUUUGACCGUGGGUUUGAAAUAAGUUUUCUUUUAAUGUUAUUAAUGAAAAUUCUGCUUUUUCCAACUGGUUUGCAGUACAGAGAGAAGCUGCUGUUUUCUUUUAUAGAGAUUCUUUUUAUCAACUAUUUAAUUUUCUGUGCAUUUUAAAAUCUUUAGUUGGGCCCACUUUUAAAAUGUUUUUGUUUAGCCUCUCCCGACUAAGCAGGCAAAAUCGUGCUUGUUAAGAUGUUAUAGUUUACUUUCACAUUGUUUCUUUGGAUGGACUUUAGAAAUCAAGAGUAUGAUGAUACUGAUUUAUACAAAUCUCGGACCCUACAUAAAAAAACGUAACUUUUUAAGUUCAUUUCAGUCUGUUGGGCAAGGGGAGACAAAUAAGUUGUUAAUGUUAGUGUUUGAUUUAUUGCACAUGAAGCCUUUAUCCAGUAUUCAGAAAAGCUUAACUUGGUAUCAUUUAUAUAUAGAGUACACAAGGCAUUAGUGAGAAAAUAUCCCUGUAGCUGGCAUAAAAAUCUCCUGUUAGUGUUGCAAAUCAGUUGAUUCAUAAAUACUGAUAUUUUUUUGUUAUAUUAAAAUCUUUUUAUAUACAUAUUUUAGCAAAUAAGACACAUUUCUGAUAUGCAUAUAUGGGUACCUGCAUACAAAGUUUCAACCAUUGAUAUAAUGAAUUGCAUAAAAUUUUUGCUGAGGUAUUGAAAAUGCUACAGUAUAUUGAAAUAGUUUUAAUCAGUAUUUUGUGAAGAGAAAUGCCUUUCUUUCUUUUUUUUAGUAUCGAUCAAUGCUGACCACUUUAUUAUAUAGAGUCAUUUGUUUGGUGCUAUUAAUAUAAAUCUCCAAUUUAAAGUCCCCUUUUCAUGAAAUAUCUAUUUUUUACAUUUCUUUUUUCUAUUAUUAUAUUUAAGGAGAAAUAACACCAUUAUGGCUGACUUCCUUUUGAAACUUGAAUAUAAAAAUAUGAAUAUCAGCAAUACAUAUAUAUUUGUUUUACCUGUAGCUCAGUAGAUUAAGGUGUUGACUGCUGAUCUCAGUUGCAUGACGGUCAGUUAACUUCGCAUUAACUCGUACGUUCAUAUAGUGUUAACUAGACGUUACUGUCAGUUAAAUUUAACUCGUCUUGGUGCAACUGGGCGCUGUAGAUCUUUGGUUUGGGUAGAGUAGAGGUUUUAAUUUUUUCCAGAUUACUUUCUAAUUAAACUGCAAAUUAUUUUAGAUAAGAUUAAUUUAAAAGUUUUCAAUUUCAAAAUAUUAUUAUGCAUAUCCUCCACGUUCCAGCCGUAUCAGAUUUCUCUGGUGUUAUUCCUCCUUAAAAUGCUGAUUUUAAAAUGGAUAAAUAAAUAAUUUUUUGUGUUGUAUUAAUGACCAAGGUAAAAGAGUAAUUAAAUUGUAUGGCUGCCUCUGGAACUUUAGUUGUUUGAUGUGCGUAAUGCUUGGAAUGGCUGAAAGUGCAGCAUGAUAAAUAUUAACAAUGUACUUUAAUAUAUUGAAUCAAACUUGUACAUGUACCUUCUAUAGUCUAAUAUGUUCUUUCUUUUAUUAUUCUUAGAUACCAGUAGGUUAUAGUGCCCAGGGUAGAGUCAUAUACAGAUUUGCAUUUCGUGCAUCUCAAACAAUGAAAAUAUUAAAAAUGGAUGCUGUGAUAGUCAGUUAUUGCUGUUGAAAUGAAAA
Molecule: messenger RNA, 10375 nt
Organism: Ostrea edulis (European flat oyster)
Lineage: Eukaryota; Metazoa; Mollusca; Bivalvia; Ostreida; Ostreidae
Product: rho guanine nucleotide exchange factor 17-like
Exons: 24
Coding region: 3524-8347 (1607 amino acids)
Biological process (GO): actin cytoskeleton organization
Molecular function (GO): protein binding; guanyl-nucleotide exchange factor activity
Source: RefSeq, a predicted model, not a curated record